This is a messenger RNA of Chanos chanos (milkfish), 2800 nucleotides long. It is a transcript of the gene sppl2a, whose product is annotated as signal peptide peptidase like 2A. The transcript has 17 exons. Gene Ontology annotation, molecular function: aspartic endopeptidase activity, intramembrane cleaving. Gene Ontology annotation, cellular component: lysosomal membrane; lumenal side of endoplasmic reticulum membrane; Golgi-associated vesicle membrane. NCBI's taxonomy places the organism in Eukaryota, Metazoa, Chordata, Actinopteri, Gonorynchiformes, Chanidae. Gene Ontology annotation, biological process: membrane protein proteolysis. The record is from RefSeq and is a predicted model, not a curated record. Bases 94 to 1695 code for a protein of 533 amino acids.
CCCAAAUAGAAACUAAACUGAUCUUUCCUAAUUCAACAACGCUCCCUAAGCACACACAAGGCUGACUUUGUCAGUAACACAGAUGUUAUCAACAUGGCAAGAAAACUAUGGAUAAUUCUUUCUGUAAUUUUUCUGUCGUCUCAGAUUAAGUCUCAACUGGCAGUUUUGCACAUAUCUAGUGACUCCGCAGAAAGAGAGUACUGUCUUGUUUACAACCACAAACUGACGAAUAUCUCCAGUUCUCUGAACAGCGCUGCUGAAUACCAGCUGGUGAACCUGACGUCGAGCCAUCUCUGUAAUGCCUCCACGUCCUAUCCAAAUGUCAGAGGGAAGGCAGUGGUGGUUAUGCGAGACCAGUGUGAAUUUGGGCGAAAACUCGUUGUGGCGGAGAGUUUGGGUGCCUCGGUUCUUCUUAUUGCCAGCACUCAAUCGAUGAGUUCUCCGUCAGUCAAUGAGAGCGAGUAUGGCAAAGUCAGCAUUCCCCUGGCACUCAUGAGAUACAGCGAUUUCCUCAGUGCCCAAAAGACCUUUAGUGAUAAAAUGAAAGUCCGGCUGUAUGCGCCAUCGGUGCCCGUGUUUGACGCCAGCAUUAUUGCCCUGCUAGUUAUCGCCGUUUUCACCGUGGCCAUGGGCGGCUUCUGGAGCGGCGCUGUAGAAAGUGAGAAGCUGAGUGCUGGUGUUUGCGCCAGCGGCGGCGAGCAGAAGACAGACAGCGGCGAUCUGACCCUGUACUCUCCUUUAAAAGUCGUCCUCUUCGUGCUGCUCAUGUGUGGGAUGCUGGUGUUGAUGUAUUUCUUCUACAAGUGGCUUGUGUAUGUCAUCAUUGCCAUAUUCUGCCUGGCGUCCGCCACAGCGCUGUACAGCUGCCUGGACGCUCUGUUGACGAAGCUGGGCUGUGCUGCCUGUAGUUUCUCUGUCAGGGACUCGACGUGCUCAGUGAGGUCUUUGUUGCUGGGAGCGGUGUGUGUCACUGUGGCUGUGGUGUGGGGAGUGUACAGGAAUGAGGACAGGUGGAUCUGGAUCUUACAGGAUCUGCUGGGUAUUGCCUUCUGCCUGAACUUCAUGAAAACAAUCACGUUGUCCAACUACAAGAUCUGUGUCAUUCUGCUCAGCCUUUUGCUUGUGUACGACGUUUUCUUCGUCUUCAUCACACCCUUCUUCACUAAGAACGGAGAGAGCAUCAUGGUCCAGGUGGCUCUGGGUCCCGGGGCCUCAGGAGAAAAGACAGAUGGUAGCAUGGUGGAGGUCCCAGCUGAUCCCACACCCUCCUAUGAGAAACUGCCUGUGGUGAUGAGGGUGCCGCGGUUCUCUGCGUGGGCACAGAAUCUGUGUGAGAUACAGUUUUCCAUCCUGGGAUAUGGAGACAUCAUAGUGCCUGGACUGCUGGUGGCCUAUUGCCACAGGUUUGAUGUGUGGAUGGGCAAUCGUAAGAGGAUCUACUUUCUCUCCUGCACCAUAGCCUACUUUGUGGGAAUGAUCGUGACGUUUGCCGUCAUGAUCGCGUCCAAAAUGGGCCAGCCAGCCUUGCUCUACCUGGUUCCAUUCACUCUGCUCACCAGUGCAGUGGUUGCAUGGCGCAGGAAAGAGAUGAAACAGUUUUGGGCUGGAACCACUUAUGAAGUGUUGGACUCGGCCAGGGAGCCGUUAAUGCAAGGUGGAGAACCUGGAUAUGCCAGCACAGGAGGAAAAUGUUAACUCUUAACAAGUCAUUGAAAAGGAGUUUUGAUUUUGUACAAUUUUGGCCUUUUUUCUUUUUCUUUUUUUUUUUAAGCGCUCUGACAGAGGACAAAGGAAAGACACUAAACGUCACUGUAAACGCACAUGGCUGGUCUCCCAGACAGGAACUAAGACCCCGACAAAGUUCCGGACUAAACAUCUUUUUAAACUGGAUGAAUUAAAAGGGGUUUUCUCAGUUUAUGUUAAAAGUGGACCUAGAUUUAGUCCUGUUUAAAUUGUACUGAUUAGUUUUCCCUUCAGGAAGAAUUGUGUUGCUUUAGGAGUGAGGGAAGCCUGAUGUUAAGCCUUUAAAGAGGCAGAUCUACCUUCAGACUCCUCACGGUGCUCAGUCCAUUCUUCCCAAACUCAGCAAAAAUAUGCUACAUAUUUCACUGAUGUUUUUGAGCAUAGCAUCCCCCACUUAACUCUGAUUUAACACGGUUAUGAAGCGUCUGUCAUCCACAAGGUGGCGCUGUCCGGUGAAGACACACACCACUGAGGUCUGAUUAAAUUUGGCCCAGGUUUCCAUAGUCAGGAAAUGAUAAUCCAAACUUAAAAUGUGUUUCUGCAAGUCACUUUUUAAAUCCUGCAUACGUUUAUGCUUGACCCCUGGAGUCAUUUCUGUCCUGCCUGGGAAACUGAGCUGUGUUUUUUGUCCUGGAGCUUGAAAUCAGUGCUUAUUGUAUGCAGUGCAGAGGGGGUAAUUUUUUCAUUUCUUUUUGGGAAGAGCUGGGUUCCAUAUGGUAGUUAUAUGCAGUAAUGCCUUAUCGAUUUCUCUGACCUUUUUGUUGUUCAUGGAGCAGCGAUCAGCCUUCUCGCUUUGGUGAUGGACACAACUGACUGAUAAAGCCCUUUCUGAAUUAUUCAACUGCAUGUAAAGCAAUGACAGAAUGUUUGAAAACUUUCAUUUUAAAUUUGUUCUAAAGUACAUCAAUCACUGUUUCUAAUGAGAAGACCCAUGGUGGCCUUAAAAUAUGAACCAUGCUUUUUUUUCUACGGUGUGAUUUUAUAUCAUGGUAUUUCUACAGUAUUUGGAAACUUGCUCUUCUUUCAAAUGUCUGAAAUAAACCAGUAUGUUCAGCGG